UCACAAACGAAACGUAUUAAUUUAAAACCAAAUUUAAAAAUGAAAAAUCAACCAAAUAUAAAGUCAAUAGAAAAAACUGGCAACACCGAAAUAUACGAUACAAAAAUCAAACCAAUUAAUAAAAGAUUCAGUGACAACAUUAAUAAAGAGAAAACGAAUUUACAGAAAACGAAAAUUCCAAUGAAGACAAACAAGAAGAUGAAUACAUUCAGAAUGAGCCCGAGGACAAAUGUAAAGAAUCUGACGACAAAUUCAGUAAACAGCGUACAGAAGACAAUCGGAGCUAAAUCAUCAAGUAAUAUAGCCAGGUUAGUGAAAAAGCCAUCAGGAAAAAAACUUCUAUAACGGUAAAGUAGUUUUUAAUUUAUUUUUAAUUAUGUAUUAAAAAUGUCGAAA
Messenger RNA from Papilio xuthus (Asian swallowtail), 396 nucleotides. RefSeq lists its product as uncharacterized. Bases 40 to 345 code for a protein of 101 amino acids. The transcript is spliced from 3 exons. The record is from RefSeq and is a predicted model, not a curated record. Lineage: Eukaryota; Metazoa; Arthropoda; Insecta; Lepidoptera; Papilionidae.